Molecule: messenger RNA, 2817 nt
Organism: Chara braunii
Lineage: Eukaryota; Viridiplantae; Streptophyta; Charophyceae; Charales; Characeae
Source: the annotation of a GenBank genome assembly
GUGCGGCGCUCGGCGCCUUGAAGUUGUCGACGUGUGUGACCAUAUAGGGGUGAGUGGCGACUUGACUGAGUUGACUCUUUCUUCUUAGCUGAAAUUCAGCGGUAGAGUAGCGGUUUCCGCAGCGCAAAAUCGGCGCGCAGCGGUAGAUUAGCGAUUUUGGCAGCCCAAAGAAGCGGCGCGCAGCGGUCGAGUAGCGUUUUGGGCAGCGCAAAAAAGCGGCGCGCAGCGAUAGAGUAGCAAUUUUCGCAGCGCAAAUAAGCGGCGCGAGUUUGCUUGCCAAGGCUAGGGAAGCGGGGGGCAUUGGACUGGUGGGACUGCGUGGACGAACAGAGCGAGGAGGGAGGAGGGAGGAGGGAGAAGGUUGUGUUAGAAUUUAAAGAAGAGACGAGUGCCGGCAAUGGCAAGCGAGCUUGCAGAGAGAAUGAAGGUGAGAGGAGCGGAAGCCGCUGAGCGGAUCAAGCGGAAGGUUCCCGAGGCUGGCAAAUGGAGGAAGCGAGACAUAGCUGCUCUCGUGCUUGUGCUUGGAACGUUGCUAGGCGGAGGAGGUAUCCUGUUGACUCUCGUUGGUCCUCCGACUCUGUUUAUCGGCGGGGCUUUGCUGCUGCUCUUGUCUCCGAUCCUCCUCUGCACCGCGCCGUUGUGGAUUCCCCUUGUCAUCUUUCUUGGCAUUCUUCUCGCCAUAGCCGUUGGAUUCGGUGGUAUGGCACUAAUGGCCUCGGUGGCUGUGUGGUGGAUGUAUCGGUAUUUCCGUGGACCUCUUCCUCCUGGCGGAGCGGUCUUGGAUAAGACACAACAGCAGCUCCAGCAGAGUGUCUUGCAAGCCAAGGAGUAUGUCACGCGAAUGGGGAGCAACGCGGGUGGGGUUUGAGUUAAAUGACCGACCUGAUCGGACUGAUCCUAAUCUCCCGCUAUUUCUCGGGGAUUAGGUCAGGACCGUCAGGCCCGGUCGGGGAACGACAAUGCUUUUGGAGUCACUGUGCAGCCAUUCAUACAGGCCGUGAGGUGUCAGGGUCUCUCUCUCUCUCUCUCUCUCAUUCAUAUGGCGCAGAGUGUUUAGGGUCUCUCUAUUCACUCAUGAUGACAGUUCGGAUGGAUUGCUGAAUGUUGUGCGGCUUGCUGUUGUGCACAUUGCUUGAAGGGGUACGUAGUUCUGUGACGUGUGUUUUCACUUACGCGGAAGAGCGUUUUCACUUACAUGGAAGAGCGUUUUCACAUAUGCAGAAGAGUGUUUUCACGCACACGUACAUGGACGAGGUGCAGGGUGCCAGCAUUGCCAGGUAUGAGCGGAUUGAUUCCUCUCCAAGUGUGUGGGCCGUCAUCUGAAUCAUGGGAGGAGCGUCAAGAGUCAAGCCUCAAGCGGCAAGUGUCCGAUCUGGACCGGAGGGUAGAGUUUCAGAGGGUAGAGGUGCAAUUGAGCAGCUCAGCCUGCUGUUGUCGGCUGCUCUGAGUGAGCUAGCUUGCAACGACUGGUGCUGCUGUGGCAGUACUUGAAACUGAAGUUGAGGGUGUCUUUUUUUUUGUGGGUGCGAUGUUCAGGGAGAUUACACCGCUCUUGAAAUUAGAUGUCACGGAUGUCACUGAUGUUUACUGUGGAGGCGGGGGUAGUAAUGUAGGUGGUAGGGUUGUGAGGCUGGUGCUGCUCCUGAUCCUGGGAAAUAAGCGGGCUGGGGUUGUGAUGGCCUCUCCCACCGUCUUCACUGAACGUAACGCAUAUGCGUGUUGCGAGUUGGAAUACAAUGCGUGUCAGUUCUAUUCGAACAGCCCUUGUUUUCGAAAAUCUGUAUGUGUGCUCUAUUAGAAUCAUUGUUGUUCAGUCGUGCGGUUGCUGAGUGUGCUCUUCGCCUUCCUUGCACUGAUUUGGUCUUAAAAUAUCGUCCAUGGAAAACGUUUUAUUCUUGAAUCAUUCUGCUGGAAUGGUUUAAGUACGAUGGAGGGGUAGGGGGUGGUUGUCCAGUGUGCCCUGCUUCUCUGGAUUAUCCUGACAUAGAUCGUUUUAUUUUGUUCUGUUUUUUGGUCACCUCUCUGUUUGAAAAGUUGUGAACUGGGGGUGUGUUGGCUUUGUUUAGUGUAAUUGGAGUUUUUUUUUAAUCCUUCUUACAUCUCUGUAUGCUCGGAGACUCGGAGAGUUCUUUUCUUUUCAUGCUCCGAGUUGUCCUCAGAGUCGCCUUCCGAAUUGUUUAACUUUCUUCUCAGUUUUUCUGCCAGUCUUGGAGUGGAGUCUUGGAGUGGAGUUGUUCGCUUAUUCUGCACCUGUCUGUGGACCUGUGGUAACUCCGGUAUUUCCUUUUCAUUUGAAGAUGAAGAGAAUACCGCAAGGAACACCACAUUUUCCGUUGAAUGCGAGAGUUAGCAUUGUGAUGCUUUGAAGUUUGGUCACUACACAUGGACGAGGGAAUGAGAACCAAUCUUCUCUACACUGAGAGAGAGAGACAGAGAGAGAGAGAGGCCUCUCAUGGCGAAUGCUGCAGGGUGGCUGGACUAGAGAUGGCGCUGAUGCUCUGACGAAGUUUGAUUACUAUAUACGGAGGAGGGGAUGAUGACCAAUCUUCUUUACACACACACACACAGAUAGAUAGAUAGAUAGAUAGAUAUAUAGAGAGAGAGAGAGCCGUCUCAUGGCGAAUGCUGCAGGGAGAGAGAGAGAGAGAGAGAGAGGCAUCUCAUGGUGAAUGCUGCAGGGUGGCUGGACUAGAGACUAGGAUGUUCAAGAGUACACAACAGCCUAACAACGAUUCCAUUUGUGAAGAACGAUUUUAGGAAUUUUCAGUGUGGAUGACCGUGCGUGCUAAUGAUGGCUCUUGCCGGAACCCAAAGUCU